Molecule: messenger RNA, 3666 nt
Organism: Microstroma glucosiphilum
Lineage: Eukaryota; Fungi; Basidiomycota; Exobasidiomycetes; Microstromatales; Microstromataceae
Exons: 3
Coding region: 118-3489 (1123 amino acids)
Source: RefSeq, a predicted model, not a curated record
GUACCCAACACUCCUUCCUCCGUAGCACCAAUCUCGCCUCGUACAUCCUAGCCAACCAUCGCAGCCCCACGGACUUGCCUGGAAUGAAGUACUAGCCUCAAAUAAGCCUCAGAGGUGAUGACAGUGCGGCUCGCCGCACUUGCCAGGUGUCCGUUCGAUUGGCCUGGCUCUGUUCCUUCCGACGAUGCAGGCCCAAGUUCUGCUGGUUCUCCCCAAGGUCCAAAGCCAGUAAGGAGGAGAAUCUUGACGGCGCAGUCGGAAGUCGCAGCAAGCUGCGAUGAUUGGAAGACUAUAGACGAGGAGCUGCCACUUGAUCGAUGGCUCCGCGCUCGGUAUUUCGAAUGUCUCUGGCUAGGCGAGCAUCAUUUUCCCCUGGCCGACUUUCCCUUGGUCCUCAAUCAGCUUCUCAAGCGCAGUCGCAAACACCAAGGCAGUGCAGACGCAUUGGAAACGCACGACAAUACCCUGAAUACACAAAAGUUUCGACACGGCUAUACCGCAGAGGGUAGGCUGGAAGCCCUACUGGGGCCAGGAACUUGGGCGAGCUCUGCAGUAUCUCAAGAGAACAGAUCUUCACUCAUUGGAGGCGAAGAGGAAGAUGUCAGCGUCAAGACUGCCCUGAUCUCAGGUCAGGGUAGUCUAGUUGCGGCAGAAGUCCGUAGAGCUUGGGAGCUCCGCUUGUUGCGAACAGCUGAACGAGAAAGUCAACUGAGCAAGCCUACGGAUCCGCCCGGAGGAUCCUUAGAUGAGUCAGCAUUGGCUGCAAAUAUCAAUAGCAGCUCAUCGAGUGGGUACAAGCUGCGGGAUCAGUGGCUUGCAGCAAUCGAAAGGCGAGAACUCUCGCUGCAAGUGCUUCUCAUACUUGAAACGCUGCGUCUGAGCGUCGAACAUCCAGGCAUCUUGGCCAAAGUUGCAGUGCGUGGGUCAAACAAGACGCCUCACCGACCCUCCAUAGCUCCCUUGCAGAAGGCUGCUCCAGCCGACUCCUUUCAGCUGGCAGACGAUAGCCCCAAUGAUCCGGAAACAGAUCUCACAGGCACAGCGUCUACAUCGACCUACGAAGAUAGCCAGCGUAAUCUGAGAGAGGAGGAAACGCAAAGUCAGGACACUCAAGUCGAAUCGCAAGAUCCGUGUGCCCCCAAGAAGAAGCGAAAGCGCAAAAGUGCGCCAGCUCGGCGAUGGACUGGCAUGCCAACCGCCUUCGGGUUCGAUAGCCUGCCCUCCUCUUCCUCUUUCGACGGAGAAGGGUUCCCUUGGCUCAAAAGACCAAACCGCCCGGGCGAGACUCCAAACGCUGCUACUCCAGACGAUGAGGCUGCAGGGGAAGAGCAAGGCGAAGACGCUUUGGACGGUCUGAGCUUGAUCUGUGACGCCGAGAAACUACACCGACGUUUCGAAGGUCUCGUGGAUCGCCUCUCACUCCGGAUCGUGACUGCAGAGCUGGCGAAGGAUUUUGCUGCGAUUGGUUCGCCAGAAAAGCAAGCAACGACGACUGCUGAGGCAGACCAGAGUGUCGAUGCCAAAGCCAGCACAAAGGCUCCUCCGAUCUUUUUCGGGACGUCGGCGCGACGGAGAGACGAUCGCGACGAAAGGGACGAGCUACACCACCUGUGCUCUGACAUUGUAGAGCCGCGCUUCUCAAGACUACUACCACGACAGUGCUCCAUCUUACAAUCUCGCGCGACCGGCGGAACCUCAGCUACACCCGCCCGACCGGUAAGGAGUAGAACUCUGGUGUCCUCAGAGGGUAUGUCGCUCUCUGGAGCAGUGAGCAAUGCUGACAACAGUGUCGAGCAGCUCCGACGAAAGAAGGAGGAGCAGCUGCUCAAGCAAACCCGCACAGAGCUUGACCUCAUAAGCAAGAGGAAGAUCGCUGCGGGGAAAGCCAAGGAACGGGAGGCACGAAAGGCCAGCCAGAGACCAGGGCUGAAAGACGCUCUCGUGCUCGAACAGAAGGAGCGAAGGGGGUCAAGGGCUUCUUCGACCGCUGCUGAUGCUGAAAGGUUCAAGAGGGAGGUCAGCGUCAAGAGGCGGGUAGGCUUUGCAAGAAGCUCCUCUCUCAGUGGAAAUGCUUUGACUGCAUCUCUGCAAAGCGAGACGGACCAGCAAAGCAGUCAGAAGCCGCCACUUCAGCAGCGCAACGACAAUGUUGCUGCUUCUUCGAACACCUCCAAUCGACCGCACAAGAGAAAGAUUGCGGAGCCCCAGCGCUUUGGAGGCCUGGCGAAUGCAGCGGCGCAGCCAUCCUCUCUGAGAACUGUCAGUGACCCUGCAUCGUCCAACGCUGCCUCACACCGUGGUACCGAGCAAGACGACGACAAUCCUUUCAGGGACGUGCGCAACACAAUCUCCCACGGAGCCUCUGCGUCUGUGCUGAUAGGCAAGCCAGGCUUGUUCGCCAGUGCCAUGCAAUCUUCACAGCUGCUGCCUGCACAGCUGCCACAGCAAGCUCGCUCCACCAUGUCCUCCGCCUUCAAUAGAUCGUCGUCCUUUGCAAGAUCUUCCAGUCAGAGCUUUGGCCAGUCGCAGAUACAACAAUCUCAGCGUUACCUCGACCAGCCGGACGGUAUCCUCAAGAGAGCUCCGGCUGCUACUUCAAUGGCGGCACCAAAGGCACCGCUGAGCUCAGGAGGCAGAGGAUCGGCUGCUUGGCAGAGGACAGAGUCUCAGCCCGUAACAUCGCGAGACCUCUCUUCCCUCAGUGAUGCCACCUACCGCGACAUGAGACCAGGAGGCAAGCCCGAGAGCCAGACAAACGGGGAGAGUCAGUCAAACCAGCCAAUGACACGUUCGCGAACACCGCUCGUGACUUCUCAGAGCCAGCCAGCUGACCUGAGUCUGGCACUGUCGACUGAGUCAUUCGACGACGUCUCCGAGGACGACAGAAGCGACAUUGAGGCUGCUGACGAAGGAGGAGAGGACGAAGAGGAAGAGGAAGAAGAGGAAGAGAUGCUCGUCUUCAAUCGCCGUCAUGCGCCCCCUGUGCCCACUGUGAGCAGGCCGGAAGGCGACUCUGGUGCUGCUCGCCCGCUGCUGGGAGUCCCACGAGGCAUGUCCCGCACGGCUAGCGCCUUAUCCGCUCUACGAGGCUGGGCUACAGCUGGAACAUCGCCAGUCCUUGGCACUGCACCCCUGACGGACGCCUCCCGUACAGGAGGUAGCGCAGCAGUGCUAGGUGCAAGUCAAAGUCAAGAUGCAGUCUCGGCUUCAGGCACUCUGUUGCAAGAGAAUACACCCUAUUCCGAAGCCUCACAGCCGCCAAUAGCGAUUGCCCCUGUGCGUCACCCGCCGGCUCUGAGGGUGCCGAGUGGUCGCAACCCCUUUGCCAAGACGAUCUCAGUAGGUCGUGCAGAUGCCGUCAUCGACGCGACGGCAGACUCGCAGCCUAGAGGCCCCUUUGGGGUGAAGCGAAUGGCUUCGACUGAAAUGACCCAUGGGGCAGGAAUGCAGAAGAAGAGGGUCUUCGUAGAGGAAAGCGACGAGGAGUGAGAAUUGAGGUCAGUGCGGUAGGGCGAUGUAAAGGAAGGAAGUGGCGACAUGACCUGUCUGCUCCAGCGCUAGCUUGCUUGUGGCAGUGAUGCAGGCGCAGAAGGACCAGAGAGGCUCCCUUUGCAAAUUACUCAAGAUUGUCAUCUAUUCACAUUGUGCGUGCGGAAGGAAAUGCUA